GUACAUAGUACGGGUUUUUCUUUGCGGAACACAUCGCAAUUACAGCGCAACCGGUACUUACGCUAAGCCGAUCCGUAUAGUCUAGUACGGGUUCUGCUUCUUUCACCUGCUUUCAAACUCCAAAAUGAAGCCCUCCCGUAUCCAGACCUGCUCGCAGUUUCGGACUAGCAUACCAACCCAGCCAUUUCUUGUAAUACUCGUCGCUAUGUUAUGUGCCAAUUUACUUCCAGGUCGUAGCGUCGGGAGUCCCCCUCCUGAUCUCUUGUUGGUGAUAUCCGAUGAUCACGGAGAAAGAUGCAGAAGUGACAGCGAAUCGGAAUACAUAAAUGGGAGAUGAAGAUGAUCCAAGUGGCAUACCGAUUCGAGUAAAAAAGUCGCAACUCACGCUAUGAUAUUGUACCAUCCGUGCUUGC
Desarmillaria tabescens is the source of this 413-nucleotide messenger RNA. RefSeq lists its product as uncharacterized. NCBI's taxonomy places the organism in Eukaryota, Fungi, Basidiomycota, Agaricomycetes, Agaricales, Physalacriaceae. Bases 125 to 337 code for a protein of 70 amino acids. The record is from RefSeq and is a predicted model, not a curated record. The transcript is spliced from 3 exons.